AUGGAAGCAUCAUUUUAUGACGAAGAAAAUAUGCCGGCAACAUCUACUUCUCAAGGAUCAACCUACGAUAAAGGCAAACUGAAGCUAGAUUUUUCGUCGACGAACACGCGGCGGCAAACUUCACUUGAUGGCGCUGUUUUAACGUCUCCUGACUUACAUUUACUAACUUUGGGUUCUCCUGAAUUGGAAAAGUUAAUCAUGGGUUAUGGAGGUAUCUUGACAACUCCUACUCCGAGUCAGUUGUUCAAGGGAACGUCGUCAGUCACAGAACAACAAGAAAUGUACGCGCGGGGUUUUAUGGAGGCAUUGCAACGGCUUCACGAUCAACAGGAACCGUCAAGUCAGGUGACAAAUGUACCUGUUACGCAGAACGUUCUAACUUCAGCCGGACAAGGUCCUGUUAACCCGCCGUUUGCUACAGUUACCGGGAUAAAUAAUACGAGGAGUACAGUCGCUAGUACUACUCCAAUGCUCGCGACCGGUACCUCGACAAUUUCGACUCAGUCACUUCCGCUGGUUUCGUUACAAUCUUCUGGCGCCGCAAACCAAAUUUUUCCUGACUUUCAAAGGGCCGCGGCGGUUCAGUUUGAACCUAGUACAAGUUACAGUCAGCUUUUGAACGUGCAAAUUCCACCUCAACAGCCACGAUUAACGAACGUAAAGAUCGAGAACGAAUCACAAGUUGUGCCAGGAACGCCUCCUCUUCCACCGAUCGAUUUGGCGUUACAGGAAACGGUGAAGAACGAGCGAAAGAAGCAGAGAAAUCGUGUCGCGGCGUCAAAAUGCCGAAAGAGAAAACUAGAAAAGGAGGCAGACCUUGAAGAUAAAGUGACCCAACUUAAGGGAAUCAACACAAAACUUCACGCCGAAAUCAGCGCACUUAAGAGGCAGGUAUCUGAUCUGAAGCUUAAAGUUAUGGACCAUGUGCAAGGCGGCUGCGAGAUCAUGCUUUUGAAUCAGCCACAGGGUUUAGCGGUGAACUAA
Porites evermanni is the source of this 984-nucleotide messenger RNA. The record is from the annotation of a GenBank genome assembly. Lineage: Eukaryota; Metazoa; Cnidaria; Anthozoa; Scleractinia; Poritidae.